Molecule: messenger RNA, 6852 nt
Organism: Scedosporium apiospermum
Lineage: Eukaryota; Fungi; Ascomycota; Sordariomycetes; Microascales; Microascaceae
Product: DNA polymerase epsilon catalytic subunit A
Exons: 3
Coding region: 1-6852 (2283 amino acids)
Biological process (GO): nucleotide-excision repair, DNA gap filling; mitotic cell cycle; base-excision repair, gap-filling
Cellular component (GO): nucleus; epsilon DNA polymerase complex
Molecular function (GO): single-stranded DNA 3'-5' DNA exonuclease activity; DNA-directed DNA polymerase activity; nucleotide binding
Source: RefSeq, a predicted model, not a curated record
AUGGCGAACACAUCUCUCCGCCGCCCGCAAAAGGGCUACAAACGCGGCGGCAAGAUAGCCUACCACGGCGCCAAAUCCCGAACCUUCACCUCCACAGGCCGCAACGAGGCAACGUCAGCCGACGAAAAAUGGGAACGCACGCUACUGGCCCACGGGAUCGACGAGGCCAUGGGCUUCGGGCGCUACGAAAGCGGCAAGAGGAGGGAAGGGUGGCUCGUGAACGUGCAGCCGACCUCGAUACAAGACGAGAGGAAUCCCAACGGGAGGGCAGCGGUCGAUUGCUACUUCAUCGAGGAGGGCGGGUCGACGUUUAAGGCGGCCGUCGAGUACGAGCCGUAUUUUCUCAUCGCCGUGAAGAGGGGCUACGAGAGCGUCGUCGAGGAGUGGGUCAAGAGGAUAGGGGGCGGCGGCGUUGUGAAGGCCGUGAAGCGCGUGGAGAAGGAUGAUCUCGAUUUGCCGAAUCAUCUGCUCGGGUUGAAGAGGACGCUGUUGAAACUGGUGUUUACGAAUGUUACGGACUUGCUUACGGCAAGAAGGGAGGUUAUGCCUAUUGCGGAGAGGAAUAGGAAAAACCAGAGCGCUAAGGAUGCGUAUGCCGAGUCUGUCGCGAUUGACGGCAAACUCGAUUUAUUUGACGAUUUACGAGAUGACGAUUACCAAGUUGACGGCAAGAUUGCCGAUGCGAGCGAGUACAUUAUUGACAUUCGAGAAUAUGACGUUCCCUACCAAGUUCGAGUAAUGAUAGACUUAGAUAUCCGGGUGGGUAAAUGGUAUUUUGUAGAGGCAAAGGCUGGUCACAUAACGGUCAAGUGCAACGAGGAGAAGCUAGCACCAGCCGAUCCCGUCGUGUUAGCCUUUGAUAUCGAGACGACGAAACUACCCCUGAAGUUCCCCGACGCCGCCAUUGAUCAAAUUAUGAUGAUUUCGUACAUGAUCGAUGGUAAGGGUUUCCUCAUAACGAACCGAGAAAUCGUGUCCGAGGACAUUCACGACUUCGACUACACGGCCAAGGCCGAAUACCCUGGCAGCUUCACCAUUUACAACGAGCCCAAUGAGAGGGGGGUGAUCGAGCGCUUUUUCGGCCACAUCAAGGAGGUUAGACCCACGGUCAUCGCGACUUACAACGGUGACUUUUUCGAUUGGCCCUUUGUUGAAGCCCGUGCUAGUUUCAAUGGCAUCGACAUGUACCAAGAGAUUGGUUGGAAGAAGGAUAGCGAGGACCAGUUCCAGUGCCACUACAGCGUCCACAUGGAUUGUUUCCACUGGGUCAACCGAGACUCGUAUCUUCCCCAGGGAUCGCGUGGUUUGAAGGCCGUCACUGUUGCCAAGCUCGGAUACGACCCUGACGAGCUCGACCCGGAGCUCAUGACACCCUACGCAAGUGAAAGGCCGCAGACGCUUGCCGAAUACUCAGUCUCCGAUGCCGUGGCCACCUACUACCUUUACAUGAAAUACGUCCACCCCUUCAUCUUCUCUCUCUGUACCAUUCUUCCUUUAGGACCCGAUCACACCCUUCGGAAAGGUACCGGUACGCUGUGCGAGAUGUUGUUGAUGGUGCAGGCAUACAAGAAGGAGAUUGUCCUGCCGAACAAGCACGUAGCGCCGAAGGAGGCCUUCUGGAACGGCCACCUGCUCGACUCCGAGACGUACGUUGGUGGUCACGUCGAGAGUAUCGAGGCAGGCGUUUUCCGGUCCGACAUUCCUGUCAACUUUGCAAUCGACCCGGCGGCCGUGGACGAGCUUCUUCGUGACUUGGACGCCGCGCUCGAGUUCAGCAUCACGGUGGAAGAGAAGAAGUCCAUGGAUGAUGUGGAGAACUACGAGGGGAUCAAGGAGAAGAUCGCCGCGCAGCUCCGCGCCCUCAAGGAUCCAGCUAACCGAACAGAGUGCCCGCUCAUCUAUCAUUUGGACGUCGCAUCCAUGUAUCCGAACAUUAUGACGACGAAUCGUUUGCAACCGGACUCUAUGAUUUCCGAAGCUAAUUGCGCAGCCUGCGAUUUCAACAGACCAGGGAAGACUUGCGAUAGGCGGUUACCGUGGGCGUGGAGAGGGGAAUACCUACCCGCGAAACGAGACGAGUAUAACAUGAUCCGGAACGCGUUGGAGGGUGAAAAGUUCCCGGGAAAACACCCCAAGGCACCGAUGCGGUCGUUCCACGAGCUGAGCUACGAGGAGCAGACAGGCCUCGUACGAAAGCGUUUGCAGCUCUACUCGCAAAAGGUCUAUCACAAGAUUCGAGAUUCGACGACGAUUAUCCGCGAGGCCAUCAUCUGUCAGCGGGAGAACCCGUUCUAUAUCAAUACCGUGCGUGACUUCCGUGAUCGUCGAUACGAUUACAAGGGCAAGGCGAAGCUGUGGAAAGGCAAGACCGAGGCGCUUAAGACCUCUGGCGCCUCGGCGUCCGAAGUCGAGGCUGCCAAGAAGAUGAUUGUCUUGUUCGACUCGCUGCAGCUAGCGCACAAGGUUAUUCUAAACUCCUUCUACGGAUACGUCAUGCGAAAGGGUUCUCGUUGGUAUUCCAUGGAGAUGGCUGGCGUCACCUGCUUGACGGGUGCUCACAUCAUUCAGAUGGCCAAGGAGCUUGUCGAGCGUCUUGGUAGGCCGUUGGAGCUGGAUACCGACGGUAUCUGGUGUAUGCUUCCGAAAUCGUUUCCCGAGAAUUUUGCCUUCAAGUUGAAGAAUGGCAAGAAACUUACCAUCUCUUAUCCUUGCGUCAUGUUGAACCACUUGGUGCAUGCGCGCUUCACGAACCACCAGUACCAGACUCUCACGGACGAAAAGACCUUCCGAUACGAGACGCACAGCGACAACUCCAUCUUUUUCGAGGUUGACGGUCCUUACAAAGCCAUGGUCCUGCCCACGUCCAAGGAAGAGGACAAGAACUUGAAGAAGCGGUACGCCGUCUUCAACGACGACGGCAGCCUGGCGGAGCUCAAGGGUUUCGAAGUCAAGCGAAGAGGCGAGCUGAAACUCAUUAAGAUUUUCCAGCAGCAGAUUUUCAAGUUCUUCCUCGAGGGCGCGACACUGCCCGAGUGUUACGGCGCCGUCGCCCGUGUCGCUGACCGGUGGCUCGACGUCUUGUACAACAAGGGCGGCGACUUAUCCGACGACGAGCUCAUGGAUCUUAUUUCGGAGAACCGAAGCAUGAGCAAGACGCUGCAGGAGUAUGGCAGCCAAAAGUCAACGAGUAUUACGACGGCUCGACGUCUGGCGGAUUUCCUGGGCGACAACAUGGUCAAGGAUAAAGGUCUGAACUGCAAGUUCAUCAUCUGCGCGAACCCCAAGAACGCCCCCGUGACGGAGCGCGCCGUGCCCGUCGCCAUCCUGUCGGCGCCCGAGGACACCAAGAGGAAGUACCUCAAGAAGUGGCUCAAGGAUGACCCCGCGAGCACGGACGUGCGGGAUCUUCUCGACUGGGAUUACUACCUUGAGCGUCUCGGCUCCGUCAUCCAGAAGCUCAUCACUAUCCCCGCGGCGCUGCAAAAGGUGCAGAAUCCCGUGCCGAGAAUCGCGCAUCCGGACUGGCUGAGGCGGAGGAUCGCUGCCAAGGAAGACAAGAUGCAGCAGACCAAGUUGUCGUUUGCUAAGCUGCAGAAGCCUCUCAACGAUAUUACGAACCGCGCAGCGACCCCGCGAGCCGACGAUAUGGAAGACUUCGGCAACAACUUGCUCAAGGCUAAGCCGGGCACCGUCCUGCAGUCUUCGCAGGCCAGAUCGGCAGCGGUGGCGGCGGCCGCGGCGCUAAAACGGAAAUCGCCCGAACCGGCCGAAACGGAGCAGGCGGAGGAGGAACUUCCUGCGGUGAUGCCGUCGAUGCACGAUGAUUACGCGGGAUUCCUCGCGUACCAGAAGCGGAAGUGGAAGAGGCAAAAGGAGACGCGGGCGCGGAGGAGGCAGCUCUUCGGCGAUAGGCGAGGCGUCGUCGGCGGCAACAGUAACAUCCAGCAGUCGUUCAUGCGGGCGGCGCACGCGACGUUUAUGACGACUUGGCAGCUCAUCUAUCUCAAGCCUGAGGACGCCAACGGGAUCGUGACGGCGUAUGUGCUCAUCGAUGCCAAGAUCCACACUCUCAAGGUUAGGGUGCCACGUCAAAUAUAUGUCAACUAUAAGAGGAAGCGACUACUGUCGACGUUGCCUCCUCUUCCCAAGGGUUGCGUGGCGGAAAAAGUCAAUCAUACGCUCCCCAACGGCCACAAGUCUGCCAUGCUCCAUCGGAUGACGAUGCCAGAGGAAUCGUACACGGCGUCGCAGCAAUGGCUAUGCGAUCUCCGCUCUCACUCUUCGGUCGAGGGUGUUUACGAGACGUCGGUGCCGCUCUACAUGCGCGCCCUGCUGAAGCUAGGCAACGUCUGCACGAUUGACGAGACGCAACACGCCGUGCUUGGAAAGGGUCUCGAGCAAGGGUUUGACCUGUCAGGCUUGAUCCGGCCCCAGAAGAGCCGGACCUACCUGGAGGACGUCCCCGUCUCGUACAUUUACAUUUCGCACAUCGUCGCGCCCGAGCGCCAAAUCUUCGGCGUCUUUUCGACGACGAGCGACCAGGCUCACAUCAUCAUGCUCACGAAGCACCGGGAUGCCGGCCAGGACAUUCCCAACCUUUCGAAGCUGUACACGCAGAGGCUCGAGGAGCAUUUGAAGGAGGUUGGCGAGGAAUCGGCGCAGUUUAAGGACCUGUUCCGGUACCAAGAGAAGCUCAACUUUAAGGUUACGCAGGUGACGACUCGGCGGAAGGCGCACCUCGAGGUAGGUGACGUGGUCAAGAAGAUGCGCAAGGAGGAGCCGAGGGCGCAGAUUCUCGCCAUCCAGUCGCUCAACCGCGAGUCUUUGGUGCGUGACAUUCCGGGGCUCGGAGAGCUGCCUAUCCUGCCGCUCAAAUACGAUGUCUACGACGGGGCUCUGCCGCCUCUCGGUUGGCAGGCGGCGGUGGCGAGGCGGCUUGUGCGGCAUUACCUCGGGCUCGGCGGGGAGUUGACGCACUUGAUGACUCUGGCGAGGUAUGCCAAUGUGCCGAUUUGCAAUUUGGAGAAGGAUGACCCGCGGUAUCUCAUUGAUGUCAACUACGCACGGAGGCUUAUUACGAAUGAUGUUGUGCUGUGGUGGUCCGGUAGCCCGCGUCCGGAUCACGGAUCGCACGAGUUCGACGACGUGACAGGUCCUUUGGACGUUGUCAAGAUGCCGACGGUCAACCACCCGGGCACGUACAACGCCGUGUGCAUCGAGAUGGAGGUGCGCAACCUCGCGAUCAACACGAUUCUCACGGCGUCACUCAUCAACAACCUCGAAGGCGCGGACGCGAACCCGAUGGGCGGGCUUGCGGACGUGAUCGGCGAUACCGACGGCAGCAUCAUGUACUCGGAGGGCGCGUUCUCGGACACCAACAUCCUCGUGCUCCGGGAGAUGGUCAAGUCGUGGUGGAGCGAGGCGUGCAGGGGUAGUCCGAUGGCGGACCUGAUGGUGAACCACCUGGUGCGAUGGAUCGAGGACCCGGACUCGUUCCUGUAUGAUCGCGCGCUACACUACUACGUGCAGCUGAUCUGCCGUAAGGCUUUCCAGCAGCUCAUGGGAGACUUCCGGAAAGUGGGGUGUCAAGUCGUGUUCGCCAACUCAGGCCGCAUGAUCCUCCAGACGGGGAAAUACGACGUGCAGAACGCGGCGUCGUAUGCGCAGUAUAUUACGAGGUCCAUCAAGAGCCAGCCGCUCUUCCACUUUAUUGAUCUCGAGAUUAAAGAGUACUGGGAUUUCCUCGUGUGGUACGACGAGUACAACUACGGAGGGAAAGGGUGCGAGACCAUUCCCGAGGGGGGAGGAGGAGAAGAAGAUGCCGUCAUCGAGCAGGAUUUCGAGACGGUCAUGCAUUGGCAGAUGAGCACGUACCUUCCCGUGCGGGUACAGCCGACCUUUUUUAAAUGGGUCGCCGAGUUUAUCGGUAUCAUGCACAAGAUCAAGCGACCCGAGCUCGCCUCGUCGAACGGUGAUGACGGCGCCCUGCGUCCCACGCAGCUUUCGACGCGUGAGCGCGUGAAGCAAAUUGAGGAAAAGCGCAACGAGCAGGCGGCCCCGGCAAUCGAGAACAUCAUCAGCGGCAAGCACUUCGAGCGCCCCCUAAAGAAGGACAUCGCCUCGCUCAUCAAGACGCAGCAGCGCGAGAUCGUGCACGCCGAGCUGGCGGCUGACUACGAAUUCCCCUCACUUCCCGGUUCACUCUUCCUCGCGGAAUCUACCAGCGGGAGCCGUAGCAGGGACGGCGUGCUCGAACUCGUCAAGUGCCUCAUGCAGGUUCUCAGCCUCGACAAGAACGUCACCAACGAGGCUAGGCUGCUGAGGCGGGAUUUACUGAACAUGUUUGACGUGCGCGAGUUUAGCAAGGACGGGGCGUUUAGGAACCCGGCGGAGACUUUGAGGUUGGGGGAUUUUAGCUGUGAGAAUUGUGCGAUGCCGCGCGAGUUGGACUUUUGUCGUGACGAGGACCUACUGCUUCCCCCUCCAACGGGGGAUGGAGACGACGAGGAUGCCAGAAGGAGACGACGCGAAGGGGGUAAUAACAAUAGCAAUACCACUUGGAGGUGCCGCGGUUGCGGAUGGGAGAUGGCUCGCCUGGACCUCGAAGAGAGGCUCGUGGGCGAGGUGGAGAAGAUGGUGGUCGCAUGGGCGACGCAGGACCUCAAGUGCGGACGGUGCGGGGCCAUCAAGCAGAACGAGUUCAUGGAGCACUGCACGUGCAGCGGGGAGUGGGUGGACGGGCUGAGGAGGGAGGAUGUGAGGGAAAGGUUGGGGGUUUUCGGGAGCGUGGCGGAGUUUUAUGAUUUGAGGAUGUUGGGGGCUGUUGUGAGGGAGACCUUGGAGGGGAUGUGA